CUCACUGACAAGUGGUGUUUAGGGCUGCCAACUUCCGCCCCAAGAAUUUCCUGAUACAUUUUUUUUUCCUCUUAUUUUAAUCUCCGUCGACUAUAACAUGGACAAACAAGGUAGAAGAGUGGUAGUUUGCGAUAACGGAACAGGUUUCGUAAAAUGUGGAUUUGCUGGAGCAAAUUUACCGCAAUUUAUAUUUCCAUCACUAAUUGGACGGCCGAUUCUGAGAUCGACAUCGAAAGUUGGCAAUGUUGAAUUAAAGGAUAUAAUGAUUGGGGAUGAAGUAGUAGCCGAUGAAGUACGUUCCAUGCUAGAAGUUUAUUAUCCAAUGGAAAAUGGAAUAGUUAAAUCCUGGGAUGAUAUGGGUUAUCUUUAUGAUUAUACUUUUGGAGAAAAGAAGCUUAAUAUUGAUACUAGAAAUAGCAAAAUUCUUUUGACUGAACCUCCUAUGAAUCCUUUAAAGAAUAGAGAAAAGAUGGUUGAGCUUAUGUUUGAAAAGUACCAAUUCGAAGGCCUUUAUAUUGCUAUUCAAGCCGUAUUAACACUUUACGCUCAAGGCUUACAAACAGGAGUAGUUAUUGAUAGCGGGGAUGGUGUUACUCAUAUUUGCCCAGUUUGUGAAAGCAUUGUCUACCAACAUGCUAUUAGAAGAUUAGAUAUUGCCGGCAGGGAUAUAACAAGAUAUUUGAUCAAGUUAUUGCUCUUACGUGGAUAUAAUUUCAAUCACACGGCUGAUUUUGAGACUGUUCGAAUAAUGAAAGAGAAACUAUGUUACGUUGGCUACGAUAUUGAACAAGAAAAAAAAUUAGCUCUGGAGACAACAGUUUUGGUUGAAAAUUACGAACUUCCAGACGGUAGAGUUAUUAAAGUAGGAGGUGAACGUUUUGAAGCGCCAGAAGCUCUUUUUCAACCACAUUUAAUUGAUGUAGAUGGUGUGGGAGUUGCUGAAUUAUUGUUCAAUACUAUUCAGGCGGUAGAUAUUGACUAUAGGGCUGAAUUGUAUAAACACAUUGUUCUGUCUGGAGGAUCUACUUUGUAUCCUGGCUUGCCAAGUCGUUUAGAAAGGGAAAUUAAGCAAAUAUACUUAGAACGCGUUCUUAAGGGGAAUACGGAGGCUUUGGCUAAAUUCAAGAUAAGGAUCGAGGAUCCACCCAGGAGGAAGCAUAUGGUCUACGAAGGCGGAGCUGUUCUAGCAGACAUUAUGAAAGAUCGUGAUGAAUUUUGGAUGUGGAGAAAAGAUUAUAACGAACAAGGUGCCGCUAAUGUGCUUAAGAACAAAAUGGGUGGGAUUCGUUAA
Messenger RNA from Dimorphilus gyrociliatus, 1291 nucleotides. The record is from the annotation of a GenBank genome assembly. Lineage: Eukaryota; Metazoa; Annelida; Polychaeta; Dinophilidae.